Physella acuta is the source of this 3526-nucleotide messenger RNA. Its product is annotated as segment polarity protein dishevelled homolog DVL-3. NCBI's taxonomy places the organism in Eukaryota, Metazoa, Mollusca, Gastropoda, Physidae. Gene Ontology annotation, biological process: canonical Wnt signaling pathway; intracellular signal transduction. The record is from RefSeq and is a predicted model, not a curated record. Gene Ontology annotation, cellular component: cytosol. Gene Ontology annotation, molecular function: frizzled binding.
GGAAAAAAAAGAAAUAAGUUUGUCGCCAUUUUGUACAACAAACUACUGUUAUUGUGUACUUUCUCUGACUAUUGUGCCUCCUCCGGGAUGGGGGAAACUAAAAUCAUCUAUCACAUAGAUGAUGAAGAUACACCGUAUUUAAUUAAACUCCCCAUCCCUGCUGAUAGGGUGACAUUAGGUGACUUUAAGAAUGCAUUGAAUCGGCCAAACUUCAAGUUCUUCUUCAAGUCGAUGGACGAUGAUUUCGGGGUGGUUAAAGAAGAAAUCGUUGAUGAAGAUGCUACGUUACCUUGUUUCAAUGGUAGAGUUGUAUCUUGGCUUGUAGCUGCUGACAACAGUGCAUCAGACAACCAGUCAGUCACAGAUUCCCAAACAGGAGAUGUUGUUCAACUCCCAGCAGAGAGAGUUGGUGGCAUUGGAGAUAGCAGACCACCCUCUUUUCAUGCCAAUGCAUCUGUAGUAAGCCGCGACGAGCAGUGUGACACGUGUACAGAUGGGGAAUCAGUCUUAAGUGGGGCCAGAAGAGUUGGACCACCUCAGCACGUAGGAAUGCCAGGGGUUGCCUAUCGCUUCAGACAGUCUGUGGCGAACAAUGGUCCUAGAAUAAAUGGCCACAGUCAUGUUAAACACGGACACAGAGAUCCUCGCACACUGUAUGAAACUUCUACAAUGCUUAGUAGUGACUUAGAAUCUACAAGUUUCAUUGAUUCAGAAGAAGAUACAGCAAGCAGGUUCUCUACAGUUACAGACACAACAAGCAUGUCAUCUAAAUAUGGACGCCAUCGGAGAAGAAGAAGGCGACAUCGUCCUCCUCCUAUUAGUCGGGUGGGUAUCAACAAGGCUUCAUCUUUUAGCAGUAUAACAGAUUCUACAAUGUCUUUAAAUAUUAUCACAGUUACAUUAAAUAUGGAUACUGUCAACUUUUUAGGAAUCAGUAUUGUUGGUCAAAGCAACAAAGGUGGAGAUGGUGGCAUUUAUGUUGGUUCUAUAAUGAAAGGUGGAGCAGUAGCACAAGAUGGUCGUGUUGAGCCGGGUGAUAUGAUUCUUGAAGUUAAUGGUAUUAGCUUUGAGAAUAUGAGUAAUGAUGAUGCUGUUAAAACUUUAAGGGAAGCAGUUCAAAAACCAGGUCCAAUUGUUCUAGUCGUUGCCAAAUGUUGGGAUCCCAAUCCAAAAGGAUAUUUCACAGUCCCUCGCCAAGAACCAGUUCGCCCUAUUGAUCCAUCAGCUUGGGUUGCUCACACAACAGCCAUGAGAGAACAGUAUAUGGGUCGCACAGGCCCCAGCGCCCCAUCAAUCAGCAACAUGACUUCAACCACCUCCUCAUCACUUACAAGCUCCAUACCUGAAUCAGAACGAGGUUUUGAUGACAUGAAUUUGACAAUCAGUACAGAUAUGGCCACAGUUGUGAAAACUAUGGCACAACCAGAUUCAGGACUUGAGAUUAGGGACAGAAUGUGGCUGAAAAUUACAAUAGCAAAUGCCUUCAUAGGUGCUGAUUUAGUAGAUUGGCUAUUUACACAUGUAGAAGGUUUUGCUGAUCGAAGAGAUGCUAGAAAAUAUGCAUGUCAUUUGUUGAAAGCUGGAUAUAUUAGGCACACUGUGAAUAAACUUACUUUCUCUGAGCAGUGCUAUUAUGUAUUUGGUGAUUAUUAUGGAGGUCCACCCAUAUAUCCAGAUCUGGCCUCACUCAAUUUAGAAGAUGUUGAUUCUGUAUCUGAAGCAGACAGAGACACCCUCGCACCCUUGCCUCCACCAUCAUGGUCCAACAACCAGUUCCCUUACAGCUCUAGUUCAUAUUUGCCUCAGAAUGUACACUACAUCCCAGCCUAUGUCCUCAACAGUGGAGACAAUGCCAGUUUUGUGGGUAGUUUUGUGGAUGUACCGCCAGGUGUACCGUCUCCAGGAGGAAUCUCCGUACCUGGAUUAUCUGUAGGACCAGUUAGUGGCGGAGGUAGUGCAGGAAGUGUGCACAGUGCCUCAGUUGUGGGUAAAGAUUGUGCAUGCUUGUCCAGCACCUAUAACCAGCUGAAGAGACUGUGGGAAAACAAAGAUAAGCAAAAUGCACAACAGCAACAACACCUUCAGCAUGCUCAGGUUUCUACCGGGCCAGGCAAUAUGAGUGAUCACUCCCAUCACUCGUAUGCCAAUAACUUUCUCCACCAACCCACAUGCAUGAGGAAUUCCAAUAGUAGUUUAGGAAGUAGCGCAUCAGGUAGCAGUAAAAAAGAGAAAUCAGGAGGUAAAUCAGGUGGAAGUGGCAGUGAUACUGAUGCAAGCCUAGCCAGUGCAAGAAGAGUAGGACCUCCAUCAGCACAAGGAGCCCCGGGAGCACCGCCUAUAUCCAACUUAGCUACAGUACCCCCAGAAGUUAGCGGCAGUCGGCAGUCUUUCCGUAUGGCUAUGGGCAACCCUUCUCUCAUAGAGGCUGAAGAUAUAGACUGAUGAUCACCUCAUGCUUGCUGAAACACAGAACCUUCUAGAAUAAACUAUUUACCACAUAGCACACAACUGGAUCAGUCACACUAUGUUCCCAAAUCCAGACAGUCAAGCGCAGUGCUGUCCCUUUCACUGGCUCCUGUAUAUUAUCACUACUUGUGAUAUCCCAUUUUGUCCUGUUUACAUAGUGGUAUCUCUCUAUCAUACAGAUAAAUUUCAAUUAAUUUCUCAGCAGUAAAAUGAAGCACUACGGUGGAAGUACAGGUGCAAAAGACUAGUAGUUGUUAUAAGUAAUUUAUACCCUCAAAUGAGAAAUUGAUUUUGUUUAAAUUCAUGUAAUACCUCAUCUAUAGAGUGAAAACCAGGACCACAAUUAAAGACAAUCAUUUCUCUCUCCUGCCAUUCUCGAAGAACCACCUUUGUGCUUCACAAGUGUAUGUUUGCUCAGUUUUCAAAUAAGAAAUGUAAAUUUGUUGAUUUUCCUUCAUCUUGUACAGAUUAAUCACGUGUAAUCAAUAUUUUUAAUAAAGAAAUUAGAAGUUAAAUAAGAAAAUCUUUGAUACUUGUAUAGAGGGGAAGUAUCAACUAAAAUCUUGUUUGGAUAGAUCUAAAAACAAAAAGAAUGUACAUGCAAGCUUUAAGUCUAUGUCCUGGUUGUACUGCAUGAGACUCAUCUAUAUCCAGUAUUAUAUGCUUGUAGGAAUGAUCACACACAUAGGCAGCUCUAACCAAAUGUAGCACAUGAUUGACUGCAUUAAUGACAGGCUUAACUCAACAUGUAGGUUUCUCACUUGGCAUGCAUUUUUUAUAUCAUCCAUCUAUUGUAAAGUCUUCAUACCUACUAGAUGCUGUAGCCUCUAACGCUCAUGUACACAUUUCAUACACAUUGCAUCACUAUUAGCUGUUUUCACAUUUUAUAAAGCUGAAGAGUGAAUGUAAUCAGCUGUUUUUAAUGGUGAUAGAGUGAGGCUGCUAUUGAUAGACCAGUGUGAACAUGUUAGUCAGGCUGUUUAUUUACAUGAGUGGGGUUGUUAAUUUACACGUGUUGAUUGAGCUUGUAAACUUAAUGUGCAUAUGCUGCUUUAUAUUA